This is a messenger RNA of Leptopilina boulardi, 759 nucleotides long. RefSeq names its product protein KRTCAP2 homolog. The coding region runs from base 134 to 529 and encodes 131 amino acids. Lineage: Eukaryota; Metazoa; Arthropoda; Insecta; Hymenoptera; Figitidae. The transcript has 3 exons. The record is from RefSeq and is a predicted model, not a curated record.
UGUGUGAGCACCUUUAAUUAUAUUGUCAAGUUUUGUUUACGUGGCUUGCAAAAAUAGAUAAUUUUUAAAGCAAAACAAACUAAAUGUUUUAUACAAAUAUACAGUAAACCAUUAAUUCAAAGAAUUAACUAAAAUGGCUGUAACCAGCGGAGUGUCUUUUGCAUUAUCUGCAAUAAUUACAGUACUUCUUUUUUCUGGAAUGCAAAUGUACAAAAACUGGCUUUCAUCUACUCAGCUCCACACAGUUUUUGGAGGUUAUAUAGGUUCAUUAGUUUUUAUAUUUUCACUGACAGCACUUGGAAAUUUGGAAACUAUUAUGUUCGGAAAAUCCUUUCAAAUGAAACUUUUUCCCGAAGUUUUCAUUUCCUUAAUAACAUCUCUAAUUGCAUCCGGAUUGGUGCAUAGAGUUUCAACUACAACAUGCUUCCUCUUUUCCAUAGUUGCACUUUACUAUAUUAAUCGGAUUUCUCAACAAACAUAUUCGACGGCUGCACCGACAGUUCCUGUACAUACAAAAAAGAAGAAAUAAAAAUGAAAUUUACACAAUUCGCGGAGAACACAAAAAAAAAUCUAAUUUUUCUAUAGUCUACUUACAAGGCAAAUAUUAAUUAAAAUAUUCCGAAGUAAUUUAAAUGUGGUGAAACACAAAGAUAUUGGAGGUAUGUUAUUGGUUAUAUUUCACUUCAUGAAAAAUAUAAUUUUUUUUUUGUAACAGGAGGACUGAUUAAUAAAGAGAUUUAUUUAAAAUACAGACUACAA